CUUCGUGAACAUAUAAUGGAUAUCGAAAAAGAUAAAUGGUUAGGUUAUAAAAAACCUUAUAUUUCAAAGACUCUUAAUGAAGUCCUUUUACUACCUGAAGAACAGCCUUCUCUUAAACACGUUGAGGGGACUGUUAAAGAUUUGCCAACUCUUAGACAAAUUGAGAAGGUUAUUGAAGAACUGCCCAUUCUUAAACAAAUUGAGACGGAUAUUAAAGAUCUUAAGGACCUAAAAAAAUUAAUUGAAGAUUUGACAAUAAAUAAAUAA
Messenger RNA from Dentiscutata heterogama, 267 nucleotides. The record is from the annotation of a GenBank genome assembly. Lineage: Eukaryota; Fungi; Glomeromycota; Glomeromycetes; Diversisporales; Gigasporaceae.